GUAACCGUAUUUCGACUUAUUGAUGAGGCACAUGAUGCAAAUAUCAAUGAAAGAGAAAUAUUACAAGAGAACAUAUCUGAUGAAAACUCGAUUUCCAAUAUCAAUGGUGAUAUUGAAUUUGAUAAUGUUAGUUUUUCUUAUCCAUCUAGAGAAAAUGCAACAGCCUUGAAUAAUCUUAAAUUAGUUGCUCGUGCUAAUCAAACAACUGCUCUUGUAGGUUCAAGUGGUUGUGGAAAAAGUACAUGUGUAUCACUUCUUCUUCGCUAUUAUGAACCUUCUUCAGGUAGAAUUAUGAUUGAUGGUCAAUCAAUUACAGAUUAUAAAAUCAAACAAUUUCGUCAAAAUAUUGGAGUUGUUAGUCAAGAACCUAUUUUAUUUGGAAUAAGUAUUUAUGAAAAUAUUCGUUUUGGUAAAUUGAAUGCAACACGUGCAGAGAUUGAAAAUGCAGCAGAACACGCUAAUGCACAUAAAUUCAUUAUGAAAUUACCAAAUAAAUAUGAAACACUUGUUGGGGAACGUGGUAUACAAUUGAGUGGUGGUGAAAAACAACGUAUUGCAUUAGCUCGUGCACUUGUCAAACAACCCAACAUUCUUUUGUUAGAUGAAGCAACAAGUGCACUUGAUAAUGUUAGUGAAAAAAUUGUUCAAGAAGCACUUGAUCGAGCAUGCAAAAAUCGUACAACUAUAGUUAUUGCUCAUCGUUUAACUACAAUUCAAAAUGCUGAUUAUAUUUAUGUAUUAGAUAAAGGAAGUGUGAUUGAAGAAGGUACACAUGAAACAUUAUUGGCAAAAGAAGGAGGUAAAUAUCAAACAAUGAUUAAAAUGCAACAAUCUGAAAAAACGAUUGGUACACAUGAUGGCUUAAUGAAUAUGGCAAAAGCAGUAGCUGAAGAUGAAGAACAACUAUUGGAACGUGUUCGUCAAUUGAGUGAGAGCGAAACAAUUGAUACAAAUCGGAGAGCUUCGACAGCAGCAAGAGAAAAAUCUGUCCUUCUAAGACUUAUGAAGAUGAAUAGUCCUGAAUGGAUGUUUAUCUUGAUUGGUUGUUUAGCAUGCUUACUUGGUGGAUUACGUGGACCAGUGUUCUCGAUUCUAUUCGCAACAAUAAUCAACGAAUUUAAUGAUUGUAAAUACGAUGAUGUACGUCGUCGAGUGAUGAUUACAAGUGGUUUAUUUCUUAUUACUGGCGCUGUUUUUCUGGUUCUUCAUUUUUUUCAAGUAAC
This is a messenger RNA of Adineta steineri, 1223 nucleotides long. The record is from the annotation of a GenBank genome assembly. NCBI's taxonomy places the organism in Eukaryota, Metazoa, Rotifera, Eurotatoria, Adinetida, Adinetidae.